This is a messenger RNA of Contarinia nasturtii (swede midge), 2669 nucleotides long. RefSeq lists its product as uncharacterized. The transcript is spliced from 4 exons. The coding region runs from base 733 to 2367 and encodes 544 amino acids. The record is from RefSeq and is a predicted model, not a curated record. Gene Ontology annotation, biological process: negative regulation of cell migration. NCBI's taxonomy places the organism in Eukaryota, Metazoa, Arthropoda, Insecta, Diptera, Cecidomyiidae.
UUAAUCAACAUUCAGCUGGCUAACCGAAUAGUUUAUAUAUCCGUUUGCUUUAGAGAAUUGUGUUCAGUUUUAUCGUGUUCGCACUAUUGAGUGCAUAUUGCAAUUGAGACCGUGUGUACGCGCUUGUGAUUUAUUUUUAAAGUACAAUUUUUUCUGCAAAAUCAUAUGGAUAAAAUGUGGUUUCUUUUAUUCGCAAUCUCUGGACUAUGUUUAUAUUUCUGGGGUAUAUUUGUUGCGCUUACUAUGUUUGAGGCAUACUAUGUGAUACCACGUAAUUCACAUUAUUCAACGACAGCGUUACUUCGACAUUUGGCUACGUUGCCCACCAUUUUUGGCAGCGAUUCAAUUCUAUUGACCGACAUCUCGCAAACAAUAACAACGACAUUGUCCUUGACAUCGGGCACAGUCGCUGCCGCAACGGCAUCACCAACGAACCAAAAUUAUCCGCAUAUCAUUCAUGAUCGCUUCCACAUUUACGGUUAUUAUAGUGGCAAUGAACCAGCGCAUCAGGUCAACUACUAUGAUCAACUUCUGUCUUAAUUCAAACCCACCGAAUAUCAAUUACAAUUCAAUCGUUAGGCUUAUAUAACUCAAAAUUAAAAGACAAUUUUAUUCAAGUGAAAACCACAAAAAGGCGAACAAAUUUCGUAAGUGUCAAAAAAAAAAAACAAUCAUAAAAACAAACAUAUAAAAGAUACGAGUGUGCGUGUGAAAGUAGAAACCGCGUGAACAAUGUUUUCAUUUCAUAAACCAAAAGUAUAUCGCUCAGCAACCGGGUGUUGCAUUUGCAAAGCCAAAUCGUCUAGUAGUCGAUUUACCGCAUCGAUGAAAUACGAAUCGGAUUUCGAAGAGUGUUUCCGAUUGGAUGAACAGCGUCAGGGUGAAAUUUGUAAUGCGUGCGUUUUAUUGGUAAAACGUUUCAAACGUAUGCCAGCAGGUCAACGACGGCAUUGGGCACACGUUGUCGACGCACGUAUCGGUCCCGGAAUAAAAUCGAUGACAAAAUUCAAGAAACGCAAAGAAGAGCAAAUGAAACAAGAAAAAGCAUCAACAUCCACUGAAUUUGCCGGCCAAUCAAACACAAACGCUCAAAACAUUCGCAACAAUAGUACCAUGUCAGAGAGAUUUGGAAAAAUUUUCAAAAAAACUCAAAAGAAAAAGGUGGCACCAGCUCAGGCAAAUGACGAAAAUUCGCAACCAACCAGCCCAUCGUCGAUCAGUGAUAACGAUCGAAUGAGUGACGAUGCUUCCGACGAUCGUCUUGAAUGUUACGAAGACAUGCGCUCAAUCAUUGGUGAAUCGGCCACAAAUCGUCGUGAUAAACGCAAACAAGCGAAACCAAUGAAGUAUCAAAAUCAAACACUUCACCUGCAAAUGCACGUCAUUGACCUAAGCAUAUGGGGAUCGCGCCAGAUUUGCUGUGGCAAAUUCUACGAAAGUAAAAAAUUCGGAGCAAUAUUGUUUGAUUUAAAUCAAUUUUCAUCAUAUUCGUGUUCAGUUCAUGGCAAACAGUUGCCAUCGCCGUCAUCAUCAGCCUCCACAUCACCAUCGAGUGGAGAAAAGAAAGGAGAAUUGUCGUCGACCAUAAAAUUACCCCGAAAGAAGCAACUGUUGAGACAAUUUGACGCCACACCAGCCGUUGAACCAGUUGAACAAGCAGUGCCAAUUGAUUACUCACAACCAACAACAUCCAAAUCAGCAAUUUCAAAUGCGUUCACCUCAAAUGGUGUAAUCCGAGAACCCACCACUUUGACUAAACUUCGUGGCAAUUCCGGGAAAGUGGCGAAGAAAACGCCGAAAAAGAAUUUAAAUGGCAUUAAAAAUCUCGUGAAAUUGUGCACAUCACAGAAAGUUGUUAGCGCAACCGCGGCAGCAGCAGCCGCCGCCGCAACCACAGCAGCAACAACAGUAGCGGCAACAGUGACCGCUUUACAUAGUGCAAUCAAUAAGCACAACGAACAAGCUGUGGCCAAUGAAAAUGAGAAUAUCACCAAUACGACCACGAAAGCCACUGAACUAAUUGUCGUUAAUAAAUUCAGCGACAAUUCGUCAGAUUCGGGGUAUGAUGAAGCAUUGCAUGACACAAACCAACUUGAAAAAUUGAAUCAAAUUGUUAAUAUUGGCACACCGCGUCCGGUUAUGUUGUCCAAUGGCGUUUUAUUGCACGUUAAAAAUCGCGAAAAUCUUUUGCGUGCCGCUAAAUUUGCUGGUGUCUCUCAGACAGCCAUUCAAACCACACAGGCAAACAUGAAAGCGAUGAAUGGCCAAACAUUUCAAGAAAAUACAUCAAGCUAUAAUUGUAUUAAACCAGCACAUGAAAUCAUCAAUAAUAAACCAGGCGUUUUUAUGGUUACACCGAGCGUCUAAGCAGUUACCAAAUAAUCAAGUUUAGACGAGCAUCGCGAAAUUUUCGUCAUAAUCUCAUUUUUCAACUAUGAACGAACAAAAAAGAGACAGUUUUGUUUCCAUUUCAAUUUGAUAUUGAUAAAACUAUUUAAUAGACACAAAUCGGACAAGUAACUUUAAGACAUGAACAUUUCACACUACAGUAUUUCCAUUGAUGGUGAUGCAGUGUAAAAUCAGUCUAUGUAUUUCGGAUGGAUAUCCAUCCGAGAUAUUUUAGAAUAUCUGGAUAUUUAACGCAACUGCACAGAGCCAGAGCUGUGUGC